This is a messenger RNA of Cebus imitator (Panamanian white-faced capuchin), 576 nucleotides long. RefSeq names its product golgin subfamily A member 6-like protein 1. The transcript is spliced from 6 exons. The record is from RefSeq and is a predicted model, not a curated record. NCBI's taxonomy places the organism in Eukaryota, Metazoa, Chordata, Mammalia, Primates, Cebidae.
AUGAGAAAAAUUAGGCAAGGAGAAGAAAAAAGGUGGAGGGGAAAAGCAGAAGGAGAAGAGAAGGAGAAAAAGGAGAGAAAGAGAAUAAGAUAAAAUGACCAAAGAAAACAGGAGGAAGAAAAGAAAAAGGAGGAGAAAAAGCGAGAAGGAGGAAUAAAAGAAAAGAAAAUGAGCAGAAGGAGAAGAGAAGGAGAAAUAGACAAGGAAGAGAAAAAAGGAAACAGGAGAGAAAUAAAGUGGGAGAAGAGUAGAGAAAGGGGAAGCAGUAGAGAAGGAGAAGAAGAGGAGGAGGUGCAGGAGAAAAAGGAGGAGCAGAAAACAAAACAGAAGGAGAAGAAAAAAUGGCAAAAAGAGGAGAAGAAAAAAGAUGGAAAGAACACGAGGGAGAAGGAGAAAAGAAAAGAGGAAAAGGAGAAAAAAACAGAAGAAGGAGUAGAGGAAGAGGAGGAGAAUUGGAGGGGACAAAAGAAAAAGGAGGAGGUGAAAAAAGGAGAAGAAAUAGAAGAGAGGAUAUCAGAGAUUGAAGAUCAUCUCAAUGAAAUAAAGCAAGAAGACAAGAUUAGAGAAAAAAAGUAA